UAGUUCCUUCCUUUGUUUUCGCUCUUGCCCCACAUAUUAUUAUUUACCACUAGCUUCUUCUUCUUCCACAAUAUUUUAGGCUCCAAACUUGUCAAGAAAACCAACUGAAUUAACUGAAAAGCUUGGGAACUCACCACAGCUAUGCUAAUGGCCGCAACCGCUAGCUCUAGCGCCCUCCUUAGACCGACCCCGUUCCUCGGCCAAAACAGAGGGCAAAGUUCAACCUCUCUAAGAGAUGUUGUCCCCAUGGGAACUGGGAAAUACACCAUGGGAAACGAGUUGUGGUAUGGACCAGACAGAGUGAAGUACUUGGGACCUUUCUCUGCUCAAACUCCAUCAUACCUGACCGGUGAGUUCCCCGGUGACUAUGGAUGGGACACCGCUGGUUUGUCUGCUGAUCCCGAGGCCUUUGCCAAGAACAGGGCUCUGGAGGUGAUCCACGGCAGAUGGGCAAUGCUCGGAGCAUUGGGCUGCAUCACUCCAGAGGUCCUCGAGAAAUGGGUCAAAGUGGACUUCAAGGAGCCAGUCUGGUUCAAGGCCGGGGCCCAAAUCUUCUCAGAAGGUGGACUGGACUACUUGGGCAACCCCAACCUGGUCCACGCCCAGAGCAUCCUCGCAGUCCUGGGCUUCCAAGUGGUCCUGAUGGGCCUCGUCGAGGGCUUCCGCAUCAAUGGACUUGAUGGCGUAGGUGAGGGCAAUGACCUCUACCCAGGUGGGCAAUACUUCGACCCAUUGGGCCUGGCCGAUGACCCAGUCACCUUUGCCGAGCUAAAGGUCAAGGAAAUCAAGAACGGAAGACUUGCCAUGUUCUCCAUGUUCGGCUUCUUUGUCCAAGCCAUUGUCACUGGAAAGGGUCCUCUUGAGAACCUUCUCGACCACCUUGACAACCCUGUUGCUAACAAUGCUUGGGUCUACGCCACCAAGUUCGUUCCGGGGUCGUAAAUUGAAUGUUGAUGUCGUUUUUAUGAUCGGUCUUGUCCCUUUGAUGAAAAUGAAAUUAGUACUGUAAAGAAUUGUGUAGAUCUCAUCCUUGGUUACCGUAUUUCACUUCUGUUUUGGAUUCUACGUCACAAGGACUGAACAAAUGUGGAGUGCUCAAAUUUGUGUGCA
Morus notabilis is the source of this 1110-nucleotide messenger RNA. Its product is annotated as chlorophyll a-b binding protein 3, chloroplastic. The transcript has 3 exons. Gene Ontology annotation, biological process: response to light stimulus; photosynthesis, light harvesting in photosystem I. The record is from RefSeq and is a predicted model, not a curated record. Gene Ontology annotation, cellular component: chloroplast envelope; plastoglobule; chloroplast thylakoid membrane. The coding region runs from base 142 to 942 and encodes 266 amino acids. NCBI's taxonomy places the organism in Eukaryota, Viridiplantae, Streptophyta, Magnoliopsida, Rosales, Moraceae.